This is a messenger RNA of Sorex araneus (European shrew), 3486 nucleotides long. RefSeq names its product major facilitator superfamily domain containing 12 (gene MFSD12). The record is from RefSeq and is a predicted model, not a curated record. The transcript has 10 exons. The coding region runs from base 91 to 1506 and encodes 471 amino acids. Gene Ontology annotation, cellular component: membrane. Gene Ontology annotation, biological process: carbohydrate transport. Lineage: Eukaryota; Metazoa; Chordata; Mammalia; Eulipotyphla; Soricidae. Gene Ontology annotation, molecular function: symporter activity.
CUCCGCCCCCUGGCGGGCCGGCCGGGGCCCGAGGGCCGGGGCCGUGGACGCGGCUAGCAGCGGGGUGGCCGCGGCUCGCGCAGCGCCGCCAUGGAGCCGGGCUCCCUGUCCCUGUGGGCGCGCCUGAGCUACGCCGUGGGCCACUUCCUCAACGACCUGUGCGCGUCCAUGUGGUUCACGUACCUGCUGCUCUACCUGGACUCGGUGCGCGCCUACAGCUCGCGCGGCGCCGGGCUGCUGCUGCUGCUGGGCCAGGUGGCCGACGGCCUGUGCACGACCCUCGUGGGCUUCGAGGCUGACCGCGCCGCCGGCCGCUGCGCCCGCUACGGCCCGCGCAAGGCCUGGCACCUGGUCGGCACGGUCUGCGUCCUGCUGUCCUUCCCCUUCAUCUUUAGCCCCUGCCUGGGCUGCGGUCCCGCCACGCCCGAGUGGGCCGCGCUGUUCUACUACGGCCCCUUCAUCGUCAUCUUCCAGUUUGGCUGGGCCGCCACGCAGAUCGCACACCUGAGCCUCAUUCCCGAGCUGGUCACCAGUGACCAUGAGAAGGUGGAGCUGACGGCCCUCAGAUAUGCCUUCACCGUGGUGGCCAAUAUCACCGUCUACGCCACCCAGUGGCUGCUGCUGCACUUCCAGGGCCCCGUGCCCUCGGGUGCUGCCCCUGACGCCAGUGACCAACUGGGGCCCCAGGACGCACCUGCCUUCCGGAACCUGUCCCUGCUGGUGGUGGGCGUGGGCGCCGUCUUCUCUCUGCUCUUCCACCUGGGGACCCGCGAGGGCCGCCGGCCGCCCCCCGACGCCGUGCCGGAGGAGCCGGGGGAGCACAGUCCGCUGCUGGCGCCCACCCAAGCCCGCCCGCUGAUGCUGUGGAAACACUGGCUGCGGGAGCCGGCCUUUUACCAGGUGAGUUUCCUGUACAUGAACACUAGGCUGGUGGUCAACCUGUCGCAGAUCUAUCUGGGUCUCUACCUCACCUACACCCUCAACCUGCCCAAGAAGUUCACCGCCACCAUCCCACUGGUGAUGUACCUCAGCGGCUUCUUCUCCUCCUUCCUCAUGAAGCCUGUCAACAAGCAUAUGGGGAGGAAUCUGACCUACUUCAUCGGCCUGCUGCUGGUCCUGACCUUCGCCUCCUGGGUGGCGCUGGCUGACGUGCAGGGCGUGGCUGUGUACGCCGUGGCCGUGCUGCUGGGCUCGGGCUGCGCCACCAUCCUCAUCACCUCGCUGGCCAUGACUGCCGACCUCAUCGGCCCGCACACGCACAGUGGGGCCUUCGUGUACGGCGCCAUGAGCUUCUCGGAUAAGGUGGCCAACGGGUUGGCGGUCAUGGUCAUCCAGAGCCUGCAGCCGUGCGCGUCGGAGCUGCGCUGCCGGGCCUUUGGCCCCUUCUACCACUGGGCGAUGGUGUCGGUGACUGGGGGCGUGGGCGUGGUGGCCACGCUGGCCCUCUGCAGCCUGCUCAUCUGGCCCAUCCGCCUGCACAGCUGGGAAGCUGCUGCCCAGUCCUGACCCCGCGGACACCCACCCUGCCCGGCCCCCUGGCGCCCAGGGGUGCCCCACUACCAGCCCUGACCUGGGGGUGGCCUCGUCUCCGGCCCCUGGCGACCAGGAGGGCCCCCCCCUCCGCUCACGGCCCGGUGGUCACUGAGCUGUAGGACUCUGGGGGGCGCGCGGGGGCGCGAAUGAACUGCCGAGGGGCCGGGGCGGGCGCCUUUAUCAGCGGGUGGGAGUGUGGGCGGGGGGCGCCAGGCGCCCGGUGGCUGGGCAGUAGGGGCGCAGGUUCCAGUGCCGGAAGUCCUGCAGGGUGUAGGGGGGCCGCUGGGGCGCCGAGAGCUGGGGCACGUGCCCCGCCGGCCGCAGGUCCACCCCGAACCGGUUCCUGUCGACCACUGUGGGGCAGGGGUGUGGCGGGGUGGGGUGUCAGCUCGGCCCGCCCCCGCCCCCUGCCUGGUGCAGGCACCCCCAGCCUUGCCUCCCACCCCCUUCACCCAACUUUGUUUUCCUUUUUUGCGCCACACCCGGCCGUGCACAGGGGGUUACUCCCGGCAGUGCUUGGGGGACCCUGCGGGAUGCUGGGGGUCGAACCCGGGCCGGCCGCGUGCAAGGCAAGCGCCCCCCCCCCCCCCACUCACCGAACUCUUUGCCGCGCAGGGGCCGGUCCCUCCAGAGCACGCUGCUCCACUGCGUGUUGGGGUCCCGGUACUUGGACGGCAGCACCGGGUCGUACCAGGCCGUCUCGCGCAGGCGCUGGGUGUAGGCUGCGGGAGGCCAGGCGGGGUCCGGCGGGGCAGGGGCAGCGCCCAGGGCGGCCCCCCCCACCCUCCCCGGGCGGGCGCGGGCGCUCACCGGCGGGCAUGCCCCGUUCCUGGUGCCGGUGGCAGCCGUGCCAGUGGCUGUGCGCCUGGCGGUAGAUCUGGUGCAGGCAGCGCGGGAAGGUGAACCAGGCCUCGCGCGCGUCCGUGUUGGUCAGGCCCGUGUACCAGGCCUGCGGCGCCGCGUCCCUGCCCAUGGGCGUGAGCUUCCAGCGCGUGGCCUGGCAGAUGGCGGGCAUCCAGCGCGGCCCCUCCACCGACAGAUAGUCGUCGCUGCGGGCAGGCGGGCAGGGCUCAGCUCGGACCCGCAGCCAGAGCCCUGCAGCGCCGGCCCCCAUGGGGCUCCCCUGGUUUGUUUUUUAUUUUUGCUUUUUGGGUCACACCCGGCGAUGCACAGGGGUCACUCCUGGCUCUGCACUCAGGAAUCACUCCUGGCAGUGCUCAGGGGACCCUAUGAGAUGCUGGGAAUCGAACCCGGGUCGGCUGCGUGCAAGGCAGAGGCCCUCCCCACUGUGCUAUCCCUCCGGCCCCGCCCCUGUUUUUUUUUGUUUGUUUUGUUUUGGGCCCACACCCGCCAGUGCUCAGGGCUGACUCCUGGCUCUGUGCUCAGGAAGCACUUAUGGUGGGGCUCAGGGGGCCCCGGGGUGGGGGGGCCGGGGAUCGAGCCUGGCUCGGCUGCGGGUAAGGCCGGCGCCCUGCCCACUGCUUGGUCCCCCUGAGCCCCUUGGGACGCGGGGGUGCAGUCGCCCUCUACCUUUCCACAGCCUGACCUCUGACCCAGGCGGCCCCAGGACCGACCUCCACUGGAGGUGCAGGCUGAGUGGCCAGGGCUGCAGGCGGGGGCCCAGGGUGAGCAUGUGGGGGGCAGCGGGGGGCCAGGCCCCCGGUUCCCUCAGGACGGGGGUGGUAGAGGCUGCCGGGAGACCAGCAGGAACCUUCCAGAAUGCCUGGCUCAGAGCUCUCCCAGCUGCUCCCCCUGGGGUGUGUGUGUGGGGGGGUAUCCAAAUCUGGCUGGACCCCACCCCCGCUCCCCACCCCGUCUCCCUACACCCCUCCCCGUGCACCCAGCCCUGGCGGGAACUCUGCCCGGGGAGGCCCCAGUGUCCCCUGAAACCCACCUGCCUGGCUCUUUGUGGAAAUAAAUGAGCCAGCUAAGACCUAAGCUGGCGACUUCGGA